UCUCUCUCUAGAAGAACCUCUCUCUCUCUCCGUUGUAAUUCUCAAGGAUUCAGAGAGCGGGGGCGGUAGGGGCGGUAGGGGCUUGUUUCGGAGAUUCCAUUGAAGCCGCGAACCUUUUUUCUUCUCUUUGGAUUUCUGUGUUCUUUGUGUGCUUUCCUUUUGCCCUUUUGCUUUUCUCUCUUCCUUUAUACUGCGCUCCUCGUCCUUCGGAACCAUUUCUUCAUUUUCAAUCCGUGUGUGUCUUCUUCUCUCCCGAUAUAAUGCUCCAGAUUUUCAAGAAGGUUCUGAUUUAAUAGACUUCUCAGCUGUAAAACUAUGGAGGGCGACACAUUUUCAGGGAUUGGGAGUACUGCACAGAUCGAUAGCAAGAUUUUACAGACAUUUCAUAAGAACUUUGUUCAAGUUCAAAACAUAUUGGAUCAAAACAAGCUGCUGAUUAGCGAGAUAAACCAAAACCACGAAUCAAAGAUCCCUGAUAAUCUUAACAGAAAUGUGGGUCUGAUCCGAGAAUUAAACAACAAUAUCAGGAGGGUUGUUGACUUAUAUGCUGAUCUUUCAUGUUCCUUCACCAGAUCCAUGGAAGUUUCUUCAGAAGGUGAUUCCAGUGGAGCUUUGAAGUCAGAUGGUAAAGCAGGCCAGAAGAGAAACAGGGCUGUCUAGGCCACAAAAUUCUUCCUUCUCCAUUCUUUGGCGUGGUGGGACACAAGGAAAACAUUGCUCAUCUCUGUCAAAAAAAGGCUAGUAUUUCAAUAGAUUCCCUGUAACUUUCUUGUAUGAUUUAACUCUCUAGUUUUACUUAGUUCUUAAUCAUCCUUGCAUUGCUUAGAGAAAAAUAAUCGUCCUGAUUCUGUAUUUAAUUGCUGUUCUCAACUGUGGAUCUGCUUGGCGAAAUUAGCAUAAAGUUCUCAUCUGAUUUCUUGUUUUGGUUUC
Molecule: messenger RNA, 930 nt
Organism: Cucurbita maxima (winter squash)
Lineage: Eukaryota; Viridiplantae; Streptophyta; Magnoliopsida; Cucurbitales; Cucurbitaceae
Product: protein ELF4-LIKE 4-like
Exons: 2
Coding region: 316-660 (114 amino acids)
Biological process (GO): entrainment of circadian clock; positive regulation of circadian rhythm
Source: RefSeq, a predicted model, not a curated record